AUGGCUGCUAAAGAAGGGGGAAAUGAAGGCAAUGAGGUGCCAAUUAGACAGCGGAAGGCUCAUAAGAAGUCUCGUCUUGGGUGCAAGAACUGCAAACUUAGGAGCGUAAAGUGCGAUGAAUCUAAACCCUCUUGCAAACGAUGCAAAACCUCGGGUUUUGUUUGUUCCUUCACAGAAACAUCGGCAUCAUCUUUCCAACUCGCCCACUUCAACGCAGGUCCGGUCUUCUCCGUCAUAGAUAGAUCUCUUGGGCCCAUCAAUCCUGGCUUCAGUGUCCCUGUCGUGAAACCUGUCAAGGGGGGUAUGGGCGAAAUUGUUCUUGAUGACUUUGCUCUCAAGGCACUGGAGAGGUUUCGGAAAAGAACCGUUUUCUCAGUUGGUACCAAGAAAUCGAGGAGAGUUUAUAGUGAGGGGGCAUUCAUGCUGGGAUUAAAGCAUCCUUUUCUUAUGCAUAUCUUCAUCGCCCUCGCCUAUCUCCACGACGAACAUCUCAACCCCAACUCAAUAGCAUCUCACCGCACACCCCUCGCGUUCCACUGGUACCAAGCUACAGCGCUCUUCCACCGCCGUCUAGCAACCGCCAGUUUGGUCCAGGACCCUUCAACGCUUCCUAGCUCCGAGCGCGACUCCCUCUGGACGGCUGGGGCACUCCUCGGGGCUGCUUCCUUCGCUCUUCUCGACGUCCAGAGUGUCGAUAAUGUCUGGCCCCUCAAAGAAUCUGAUCCGCUGGACCUGGAUUGGUUGAAGAUGAGCGAUGGGAAGAAAGUCGUAUGGAACCUAGCUGAUCCGACCCGGCAAGAGAGUAUCUUCCAUGAACUACUCGCAGAGAAAACGUCUAUGCCUGAUGGAACGAAAGAAAUUCCUCCCGAUGUCCUCCCCGGUACAUUCUACAGCGUGUUCAACCUCGACGCUUCAUCAUCAGCUUCAACUAACCCUUAUCACACCGCUGCAUCUCUUCUCGCGCAACUCCUCCCUCGCGAGAUAACUGAUAACACAGUGAUACGGUUCCUCAGCUUUCUGACACAGCUGGAUCCGCGCUUUCGAAAGCUGCUGGAGGAAAAGGAUCCCAGGGCCAUGGUUCUGCUGGCGUGGUGGUAUACCAAGGCAGCGGUACACAGUUCGUGGUGGAUGCAGAGACGUUCGUUGGUGGAGGGGCAGGCGAUUUGCAUUUAUCUGGAAAGAUAUUGUACAGACCUUGAGGGGAUUUGUGAGUUGGUCAAGUUUCCGAAAAGGGUCUUUGGGAUUUGUCGAAGUAAUGGGGGUAUAGCUUCAGAGGAAAGGGGUGCUUUAGCACUGGGAGGUUGGGUAUACUGA
Fusarium pseudograminearum CS3096 is the source of this 1314-nucleotide messenger RNA. RefSeq lists its product as uncharacterized. Lineage: Eukaryota; Fungi; Ascomycota; Sordariomycetes; Hypocreales; Nectriaceae. Gene Ontology annotation, biological process: regulation of transcription by RNA polymerase II. The record is from RefSeq and is a predicted model, not a curated record. Bases 1 to 1314 code for a protein of 437 amino acids. The transcript has 3 exons. Gene Ontology annotation, molecular function: zinc ion binding; DNA-binding transcription activator activity, RNA polymerase II-specific.